Myripristis murdjan (pinecone soldierfish) is the source of this 4772-nucleotide messenger RNA. It is a transcript of the gene tgif2, whose product is annotated as TGFB-induced factor homeobox 2. Gene Ontology annotation, biological process: regulation of DNA-templated transcription. The record is from RefSeq and is a predicted model, not a curated record. Lineage: Eukaryota; Metazoa; Chordata; Actinopteri; Holocentriformes; Holocentridae. The transcript is spliced from 3 exons. Gene Ontology annotation, molecular function: DNA binding. The coding region runs from base 250 to 2178 and encodes 642 amino acids.
CAAGCGACACAAAUCCGAAAACAUUUGCCCUAGCAGAAAGCGGGGAAUGCGAUGGAAACAGGCUGUCCGGCGAAACACAUGUAUGCCUCAGAUUUGAAAAAUUGAGCUUUUGAACUCACUGGAAGAGCAGCACCUUGAGCGUCUUGGAAGAAAGUCCCGUUGUGUCAACCAACGCUUGGCUCCCGGGCACGCAUUGUACAACAAGGAACUUGGACAGCUGCGUGUUUUCAAGCAAGCCAUCAACAAAGAAUGAAACCAUUGAAACGAGCUCUGGAAGAAGAGCGUCUCCGGGAGCAGGAGCACUCCUCAGCCAUGUCGGACAGUGAUGAUGGCUCCCCACUCGACCUGUCAGGAGGAGGGUUGUCGGGGAAGCGCCGUCGCCGCGGCAACCUGCCUAAGGAGGCGGUGCAGGUUCUGCGUAGCUGGUUGUAUGAGCACCGCUUCAACGCCUACCCCUCAGAGCAGGAGAAACUCAGCCUGUCAGGCCAGACCAGCCUCUCUGUGCUGCAGAUCUGUAAUUGGUUCAUCAACGCACGUCGCCGACUCCUCCCUGACCUUCUACGCAAGGAUGGCAAAGAUCCCACCAAGUUCACGAUCUCCCGUAAGGCUGCUGGGAAGAGUGAAGGCCGCCCGUCCACUGGAGGCGGAGCCAGCUCCCCUGAGAGCCCCUGCUCCACUGUCUCACCUCAACCACGCCCAUCAGUCAUCCGCUCUGCACCCACACUGGACCUCAGUCUCCUUGGAAGCACAGCAACAGCUAUUCUAACGGGAGCAGGCUACCCUGGUAGGGAAGGCUCAGUCCAGGCCCUGAUGAAGCUGGACACACAAAGUCUUCUGAGGGAAGCAGAGGAACAAGGGGCAAAUGCAGCCUCUAUCACCACCAUGGCAACGGCAGCUAGCCCCACUAGUGGGCUCUUUAACACGCCUCCCCCCACUCCUCCAGAGCUGUUUCCCACCCAGGACUUCAGUGACUUGAGGCUGCUGGUGGAUGCAGCCCUGCAAAGGGCAGCAGAACAGGAGAACCUGAAGAGGCUUCAAGAAAGCCAGAGCAGAUCUGCAGAACCUAUAAAAGCUGAGGCGAUAGAGGCACAAUACAGUGCUAACAGCAGUGACAUGGGCCCUACCCCACCUCCAGAGGAUAGCCAACAAGUCAUGGAUCCCUCCAGAGUGCAGAGUCUGAUGGAGAAGGCAAUGGUGAUUCCAGUCUCAGCUACAACCCCUGGUGCAGUGAAGACCGCUGUACCACUGUCCUCAGCAGCCCCACUUGUGCCAGUUCCAGCUCCAGUCUUAAUCUCAGCUCCAAGGCAGUCUCCACUUCCUAUGACGAAAGUCUUGUGGAGCCCCUUAGAGAAGGCAACUGCUCGAGCCUCCAGUCCAAACCAGCCCCAGCUUAUCCCAACCCAUCUUUCAACCUUAGUGCCAGUAUCUGCCUCUGUCUUAGGACAGCCUCAUUCUCAGAAGCCAGCUACUGCUGCUCCAGCCUCAGCCAUAGUCCAACCUCCAUUGCCACCUCCAGCUUCAUGCUCAGCCCAAGCUCCAGUGCUCACUACCUGUCCUACAUUUUCGUCAGUGCCAGCUACAAGGCCAAUCCCAGUGCCAUCGUCAAUCAGUGUCCCACCUGCAUGUACCACCUCAGUCCCUGCUCCUAAUCGUUCCCCACUGUCAGCUGCUCCAAGCCAGGCUUCAAGCCCAACUGUAGCGCUUGUUCCCGCUGCCUCUUCGCCAGCUAUUUCCUCCCUCCCAACCCCCAAAGGAGUUCCACUUUACUUGCCUCUCCACAAAUCUCCCUUAAUACCAGUAACAGUUCCAGGUCCAUCACCUGGAACAACCGUGGCAUCAUCUCAAGCUCCUGAUGACACCCCAAUCUCAGUUUCAGCCCAAGCUUCAGCCCCUCUUCCUGGCUCAGGCCCAGCUUCCUCUGCCUCCUCCAUUCCAACAGUCACUCCAUUUCUGGGCCUAGCUUCCCACCACACCCCUAGUCUUCAGCCCCCACCAUCCUCCCAAAGCAGCAGCAGUAGUAGUGGCUCCCAGAGGAAUCCAGCAGCGGUGCCCAGCGUAUGGAGCAUGGUCCAUGGUGAGGCCAGACACCCUAGUCCUCAUCCUGUGGUAAAGACACCCAUCACCACAGUGUGGGGCCCACAACACAGCUUGCGCCCAGUGAGUGAAACUGUUAACUAGAAGCUGGAGCUAGCGCCUUUUCUGUCUUGUGCAUAUACAAGGGAGGAGAGAAGCUUGUCAUUCCCAAAGGCUGGCCAGCACUGUAUAUAGGAGAAUGUAUCUUCAUUGUUAGUCCCUUUUGACAGUGAAGCUUGUGCCUGCAGAAUGUGCAGCAAUGGUUCCUGUGUUGUGUAAACUGGGACGAAGUCAGUGGAUGGAUUUAAGGUGUUUUAGAGAUGUGCUGUUUGAGCAACUUUUUAUUGUUUAGCCUUUUCUCGAUGGAAGCUGUUACUGGUAAGGACACAUUAAUGCCAUUUCUUGAACUGUACAUUCCACAAUGCAGGAUAAAUGUUGUAUAUUACAUUUUUUUAAAUUCCAUUUUCAAGUCCCUUUCCAUUGUUCCAACUUCUCAGUGAGGGGGCAAGGAGGAAAAUAUCCCUAAAUUGUAUCAAAUUUUGAUUUGUGUAAUUGCCAGCACCAGCAGAGCUAGCCUCUUCAGUAGCAGUACUGGACAUUCUUGAAUGUAAAAAAAUGUAUUGACACCAUCACUGGCCAGGCUGCCUGUCACCCAUACCCAUACGCAAUUUUAAAAACAAAAAAAAAAUGGGGGGAGGACAUGACAUUUUUCUGUGGUCCACACCAGCGUUAUGCUCCAUGAUAGUUGUGCACUUUAGAUGAUGUUUUUUUUUUUUUUUUUUUUUUUACAUUUUUUUUAGUCUGUCCUUCACCUCUUGUAAGCAUUCCACCACCCUCCCCCUUUUCAUUCUUUGUGGCAGGAGACGAGCGGAAGGGAAAUUGAUUGUACUGCAGUGUGCCUGACUGCACGACUUGCCUGCUAUGCGUCUGUCCCCAUCUCACUCCCCCAUCUCCUCAUCCUCCUGCCUUUUUAUAGCUAAGGGGAUUCAGUGGUGCUCAUGAAUUGUCAUCUCAACCACUUGUCCCUCAAAAACACAAGCUGUCAAGUACUACAGGUUUCUUUAUUCGCCAGUUUCAAUCCUAAGUAGUCUCUCAACAAAGAAGCAGUAUUUUCUGUGUAUGUAUUUAUGAAAAAGGACUGGUUACGUCUGUCAUUUAAUGUGACCUUCAUCUCUUGUGUACAAUUCUGGCGGGAGGUGCCUGUGUGAAUAUAUAGCAUGAGUGGAGAAGGUCACAUUAGAUCUGUUAUGGAAAUCAAUUUUAGUGGUGAAGUGAGCAGCUUGGUGAACCGAUGCCACCAAGCCCUUAUAGUCCCUGAUGUAGAAAAGAUUAUGCUUGCUAAAAGAGGUGCCACCUUAAUCUUUGCCCCAGUGGGUGAAGUGUGCUACAGAAGCUUUCGCUCCUCUUAUUUUGAGAUGAGAUUGAUUAAUUGUCAAGAUUUCCCAGCCAAUGGGGCCUUAGGAUUUGGUCAUUGUAUCUCAAACCAAAAUGUCUUAAUAUUGGAUGGGCCAGUCAGUGCUUCUAGUGUCUUGGCAAAACAAAUGUAGCUUAUACUGAAAUAACUGAUGUGAUAGCUGAAUUUUUUUUUUUUUCUCGCGGAAGGUACAAAAACAUGAAUCACUUGUGCUUUCCACUUGUGUUUAGUGAAAUGGGUUCUAUAGAAUUUCAAAUCAUUCAUAAAGGUUGUAGUUUCCAUGAAACUUAACAUAUACCACAAUAUAUGGCUGAAUGCCAACUGGAGAUCUAUUAACAAUGGCAUGGUGUGGAAUUUAAUGUUGGAUUUGUUUGUGAAUAUACUGUAGCAAAAAUGUGCGGUGCAUGAAAUCACGUAAUAUGGGCCCAGAAUUUUUGUUUUUUCUGUCUUCUGUACGUUUACCAAUGCUGUUGAACCAUGGUCUGUACAAAGGGUCAUUUAUCGCCUGUGCAAGGAGUAGGAGAAGACUGAGGGUGGAUAUCUGUUUAUAAGGUUUGAACACUGCUGAGAACUGACCCCCACCACCACCACAUAUUUUCUUGUCUCUCUUAUGCUCCAACCCUAACUUGUAUUUCAGUUUUUGUUUUAUUUUUGUUUUUUCUCCCUCUUCACUGCCAGUUCGUGAGUUGUGCUCUGUGCCUGUCAGUAGAGGGUUUAACUGUAGGGCAUUGUGUUACAGGUACUCAGUAGAGUGAUGUGCAUUUAUACCUCAAUUUACACCGGUCAUGGUCAGGCUUGGGUCAUAUGUAGAAUACUAAGUAGGGAAAAAUGUUUGUAUUAUCGACGCUACUUCAUGUCACUCUGACGACACAUUACUGGUUGUGAUACUGGAAAUGGCUGAAUAUUAGGCAGGAAGUUUUUAUAUAGGGUUUUAUAUUGGGGUUUUAGGAUGCAAAACGACACUCUGAUCAGACAAUGUGAUAAUGCAUGUAAAUAAUUUUCAAGGUCAGGUUUGUUUUCUUCCAUUGUUUGUUUCGGCAUGAAUUUAUCUCAAAUUGUGUAGUUUCUUUACAACCAAAUGCAUUCUAAAAUGUUUCAAGUUCAUGUUGUGAAUCAUGACUGACCAUUGGCAGUAUGACUGGCUGCUGUGCCUUAAAACUAGGACUGAGGGAGUAUACCCCCUCCCCUUCUACAUAAACUUUUCAAUAGUCUGUGCAAUAUAUGCCUUAACUUUAAAUGUGUGUUUUGUAUAAGCAUUUCAGAGAAAUAAAAGUUCAAUUUUUCA